AUGUUUUCCAGAAAUUGGAGACCUUGCGAACUAGAUUUUAGCAAAGAGCGCCUCUGGCAGCUUUCACUUCUGAAGAAAAAGUGCAAGGAAGUUGACGUGGAAAAGGAAUAUAUUUUGUACGAGAAACGCAUUCGGUCCUACUCUCUCUUCUGGUUCCUCGUGCUGCACUGGGUUGUGACUCUAGUGAACUGCAGUUUGUUGUUGACGACGUGCCAGCACCCCCAUCUCAUCUAUAUCGAUGUCGUCUUGUAUUUUAUAGUUUGCAUGUUUAUUACAUUAGUGUUGAGUAUUAACUUUAUGGAAGAUUUCAUGGAGAACCGUGGUUGGGUCGUAUACGUAACCUCGGUAACUAGCACGAUGACAUUAGUCGCAGUGGAUCUAACACUUCAUGUCUAUCAUUACUAUAAACACGAUUGGACUAUCACAUCCACCUAUGACACCUACAUUCUCUAUAUGAUAUAUCUGUUUCUACCAAUUUCAAAUUUAUUGUGGCCGACCUUACUUGCAGUCACAGCAUCGGUAAUAUACAUCUGUUAUUUUUUUGUCGAGCUAUCUAGAGAGGACAGUCAGAAAGUGACAAAUUUCGACCAAUUCAAUAACGUAGUCAUCAAUUUAAUUCACUACAUUAGCUUCAAUCUGCUCGGUAUAUUUUUUCGCUUAAUGUCCGACAUUACAAUACGAUCCUCGUUCCUUGAUCGACAUCAGUAUGUAAUGGAGGACAUUUUACUGAUGGGCGCACGAAAACAGGAGAAGUUGCUGCUCCACAGCAUUCUUCCGCCCCAAAUAGCACAGCCCUUCCAGGACGACAUUCGCAGUCGAAUUGCGAUAUCUGGCAAGCGUCGUGGAGUGCGCGCUCGUCAAGCAAAGGAGCAUAUUAUGGCCAUCCAGAUGCAUCCCGAUGUGACCAUACUAUAUGCGGACGUGGUCAACUACACUCAUUUGACCACAACGCUUUCAGUCAAGGAUCUGGUGACCAUCCUUCAUGAUCUGUACGCCAGUUUCGAUUAUGCCGCCUCUCACUUUAGGACGCAGCGUAUUAAAUUCUUGGGAGACUGUUACUAUUGUGUGGCAGGCUUAUUAGUAGUUGAUCCUGAUCACGCCAAAUGCUGCAUCAAUUUGGGACACAGUAUGAUCUCUCACAUUCGCGAAAUACGACAAUCACGUAACUUAAACAUCGAUAUGCGCAUUGGAAUUCACUCGGGAAGUGUACUUGCUGGAGUUAUUGGCUCAGCAAAGUUGCAGUAUGAUAUUUGGGGUGAAGAUGUCGUGAUUGCGAAUAAACUUGAGUCGACAGGGCUGCCAGGCCAUUUACAUAUCAGCGAAAGAACACUAUCGAUGCUGUCGGGCCAUCCCUACGAAAUUCUUCCGGGUACCCAAGCGGCCCGAGAGGACCCUCUCCUCAUAAGGAGCAACAUUCAGACUUAUCUCAUUGCAUCAAUGGAAUCGAACGUCGCCAUUUCCCGUCGAGAGAUGGCAACUACUUUUCAUAUAGUCAAAUCGAAUGAGAGUGAUAAAAAUCGGAAAGAUUAUAUUAAACAAGAAUUACACAAGGAGUUCGAGCAGAUGCCGAUCGGCGUUUUCUAUGAUAAGAACCUCUUUGGUGACGGAGUCAAGAAGUCUUCGGCAAGUCAUCAUGCUCGCCCAUUAAUUGGCGUUUGUUUUCUGAACUUUGGCGAUCCUCGGCUCGAGUAUAACUUUAUACGCAAAACAGAUUACAUGCUGAAGUACAGUGUUCUACUGGCAUGGUGGGUUUACAUAAGUCUUCUUUACGUACAAGCGGUCGAUCAUCAUCGGCUGCGCUAUGUUAACUAUUCCCUGGACAUAUUUUGUUUUACCUUCCAAAGCUUGAUUCUCUUCAUAGUCUGGUACAAACAGCUCUGCCAUUGGCGUUAUCGUUCACGACAUCAUGAGUACUCAUAUUUCAGCUGUUGCGUGUUCUUCAUUGCCGAUGAAAUUCAGCGCAACCUCGUCUUGCGAAUCUGUAUUUACAUGGUCUGCAUAGUGAUGUACUACAUCAUUAUAAUACUCUUGCUGAUGGACUGCGAUCCAUCUGAAUACGUGGUGCUUCAUACUGAGAGAAAACUGUAUUCUUAUGAGAUGUCGCACGAAAUAUGUUUUCAUCCUUGGGUUCUCACCAAUAUGAUCUGCCUCAUAAUGGGCGUGACUGUGAUAUUCACAGGCAUUCCUUUGAUGGCGAAGAUGGUGGUCGGCUUGAUGGAAACUACUUUUUAUUUGGUAGUCAUAUUCUUUGAGUAUGACUACUUAAUUCACAAUAGCAUAACAACCAAUCCCACCUUUUCACCGGAGAAUGCACACGCCCUGUUUGUGGUAGUCACAUUCAUAAUCUAUUUAUACAUGGAGCGACAGGUUGAGUUCAAUAACAAAAUCAACUUCAACUGGAGAGUAGAGCUGUUGAAAAAGCAGGAGGACGCUGUCAUAACCAAUAAAACAAUAUCUAUUCUACUGCAUAAUAUUCUACCUACACAUGUUGUCAAUGUGUACCUAACCUUGUUGGAAAGACACGAGCUCUACUAUGAGAGCUACGAAAUGGUCGCUGUCAUGUUUGCUUCCCUCAAGAAGUUUCAAAUGGACAUGUCCACGCUGCGUGUUUUAAACGAGAUCAUAUCUGAGUUUGAUGCAGUCUUGUCCCAAUAUAAGAACGAAUUCUUGGUGGAUAAGAUCAAAAUAGUCGGUUGUACGUAUAUGGCGGCUUGUGGAUUGAAUGUACAUUUCUCUAAUUACGCCAGUGACAAAAAAUCCACUUCCAGUUCUCUUAGGAGGGAAGUUACUCGGGCUCGACAGUUUUUGGCGAAGGAUAGAAAUGGGUCAAGCAUCAAGAAUGAGGAAAUUGUUUUCAUUCUAACCUCGUUUGCACUUGAUCUUAUGCGAACACUUUGGGUGUGCAACGAUGUAUACAGGAACAUUCCCUUGGAUAAAGAAAUUAGCGGUGGAGACAUGAGUAUUGGCAUCUCCAGUGGAGAGGUUAUGGCCGGAGUGGUGGGUGCUUCCCAAGUGCACUAUGAUAUUUGGGGAAAUGCUGUGAACAUGGCCUCACGAAUGGAUUCAACUGGGGUCACGGGACGCAUACAAGUCACCGAGGAAUCUGCCAUGAUUCUAAAAAGAUGUGGCAUAGAAUGUGAUUACCGAGGCAUGACAUUUGUUAAGGGCCGCGGUGUACUGCCAACAUAUUUCGUUGGAAUUGAUGAAAAUCUUGACUUUAGGUACAUUCCGGAAUAGUAUUGUACAUCAGGAAUAUUAUAAACUAAGCAGAUACAUUUCAUUAUGUAUUUCGAUACUUAUGUUAUAAAGUAUUUGUCGUACACUUUAUUUACAACAUAUUUAUAUUAUAGCGCUCGGCUAAUUCCAAAUACAUUAU
Molecule: messenger RNA, 3376 nt
Organism: Drosophila innubila
Lineage: Eukaryota; Metazoa; Arthropoda; Insecta; Diptera; Drosophilidae
Product: adenylyl cyclase X E-like
Exons: 12
Coding region: 1-3237 (1078 amino acids)
Biological process (GO): intracellular signal transduction; adenylate cyclase-activating G protein-coupled receptor signaling pathway; cAMP biosynthetic process
Molecular function (GO): adenylate cyclase activity
Source: RefSeq, a predicted model, not a curated record